UAGCAGAGGAUUUGAUGUCUAUGUUUUUGGUUUUAUUGUUUUUAUAAGGUCAGGAUGUCCACACAAAGUCAAUGGGAAUAUCAGACAAUGUAGAGACAUUGUUGGUUACUUGCUAAACUAAAAAAGAUAAAAGGCAUCCUUUGUUCGGUUUGCCUGUGAUGUAGAAGCAUGGGGUUAAAACUGCAUAGUUAUAUAUAAAAUAAAUUUUUGUGUGGAUUUUUGUGUAUGUGUUUGCUAUUUUUACAGUUUCUAGGUACUCUAGAGCUAUUACAGGGGUUCCAAACAUAGAAGUCAUGACCCCAUCUAGGGUUGCUUGUUUUUGAACAUAUUUCUCUUCAUAUGUUUCAUUGUGCAAAUAUAUUGAAGUGUUACUAUGAGUCAAAUUUAGACAAGCCACAAUUAAAGUAAUAUAAUACAUGCUAUUUAAGUCUUUUUCAGUAGAGAAUGUCAGUGUGUUUAACUAGCUGCAUAUGAAAGCCAGGAAUUUGAAGGGUUACACUAAAUAUUUAUUUCUGCUUUAUUAUACAUUUCUACAGAGAGAUAGGCAUAUAGUUCUUAAAGCUUGACUCACACAUUGAGGUUUAAACUUGCGAUAUGGAACGACUCAUGAUAUUCAUGGUGAGUUGUCAACUUCUCUUUUGUAUGAAAGGGAUUCAUUUCUGGAUCAGUGAAUUGUAAACUGAAGCCUAAGAAGUAAGCUGGUUGCUUACCAGUUUUGCAGACAUGAAUCUCUCUCGCACCUGCACUCAUUUCCGUAUUGUUCAAUGUUUUUAUGUUUGUUUUGUUUACGUUGCCACGUGUGUUCAGUUUUGAUUCAUGUCCUGUCUCUGCCUCUUGUGUUGUCAGUGUUUGUUGCCCUAAUAUUUUGCCAUUCUCAGUUUACUGGGUGCUGAGUGGAGCUUCUGGUCACCAAAAGAAGCUCCUGUCUGGAAAGUGUAGCUGUCUUUUAUUGGGGUGUUUGGGGGGCCCAGGCUAGAUGCCAACCUUGAAAACUUUUUUGGAGUGCCACCCUUAUGGAUGAACAGGUUUUACCCAAUUACCAGCUACCCUGAGGUCAUCAUGGCUGACGUGGCGGUCUCCACCACAUAUGUUCCUCCAGAGGCCAACUGGACAGAGCUCCCACCUGGCGAUGAUUGACACGCUCAUGAUGGCAUACACAGUGGAGAUGAUCAGUGUUGAGAGAGUGCUGACCUGUGUACAGAAAUACUCACCUUUCUUUCCAGAGGAAGACUUCCCCUAUGAUGCUGAAGAAGCUGUGACCACCUGGAUUAACAAGGUUAAUGAGUACUUAAGAGAGACCAUGGCUCAUGAGCAAAGAGUAGGAAACAACCUACAGGGAAAACCUGCAGGUCAAAAGUGCAACAAGGAGGACCUUAAAGCACAGCCUGUACUCUAUCUCCCACAAGUGGACAACCUGCUGAAGGAUAACACAGAUGGCUGUGCACUGGCAGCAUUGCUGCAUUUCUACUGCCCCAAUGCAGUGCCACUUGAAGAUAUCUGUGUGAAGGAGACAAUGUCAUUGGCCGAUAGUCUGCACAACCUGCAGCUCAUCCAGGACUUUUGCAGGGAGAACCUGAGUAAUUGCUGUCAUUUCACACUGGAGGACAUGCUUUAUGCCUACAGCUCUAUUAAGAGUAACUACCUUGUGUUUAUGGCAGAGCUGUUUUGGUGGUUUGAAGUGGUCAAACCCUCUUUCGUUCAGCCCUGCACACUUGAGUCUAAAGUUUCCAACCCAGUUGAGGCAAUUAAAAUGGCUCCUGUAACCAAACACAACCUGAUCCACAGGCCAUCCAGCCCUGAGCUACCAAAGUCACCAAGCACUACCAAUUCAGUCAUGAUAAAAAGGUCAAACUCUAUGUCAUAUGUGGACGGAUGUGUGUGGACAUGGCCCAAAGAGAAAAGGUCUUCAGCCCAUGGUAUCUCGUUUGAGAUACCAUUUGAUGACCCUAUGACUUGUAUAUCAGGUAAAGGGUUGAGUCGGUCUGCUAGCUCAGAGGGCCUGGGAUUCAAAGUUCCGAGCUCGGUACGGGGUAUGCGCCGGAACCUCUCUUUCCAACCCGUUAAUGGAAGCACACACACACCGUUACAAGAGGAAGAGGAUGAUGUAGCAUUACACCAUGGUCUUGACAGACCUCAUGUUAGAACUGAAUCUAGGUAUUCAAAUGGGGUGCAUCCAGAUGUCACAAUUCCCCAGCCUCCAACUCCAACUAUAGAGGAGGCUCUGAAGAUCAUUCAUGACUCAGAGUGCUCUCACAGCAGUCUGUGCCCCCCUGUUGGUCAAAAUGCCUUUUUCCUGCACCCCCCUGAAACCCAGGGUCAUGCUGCUCCUAACUCUGAACUGCAAGACCCAGAGGACAAUCUGUCUAAAGCUCGGGCUGAUGAUGGACAACUACAUUCUACAUCCACAGACAUGGAUACAGGAAUUCAUGUUCGCACAGAGGACAUCCAGGAUGGUCAUGAUGAAGACUCAUCUUUAAAGGACUACUCUGAUAUGGACCAAGAUUAUGAAGCCCGUUCAUGCCCAUUACCUGAUACUGGUGGCAGUUUCAGCCCUAUACCAAGUCUCCAGGGUCAGCAAUCACUUGCUGCAAGCUCCACUUCCUCAGUUGGAUCCUCCUUUGCUGUACGCAUGACAAAUUUUGCUGAACAAAAGUUCCGCAAGCUCAACCAUGGAGAAGGGCGAAGUGGUGGACAUACACCUGAAACUGAUAUUAGCACCACAACUGCUAGGGAAGUUGCACGGUCUAUUACACCUGAUGCCCGAAGUCAGGCCAGCUCACCCCGUGACCCAUCUAACCUGUUAGUUUCUGAGAUGGUGCAGUUAAAGAUGAAGCUUGAGGAAAAGCGGCGAGCUAUUGAAGCUCAAAAAAAGAAAGUGGAAGCAGCUUUCACACGGCACCGACAAAGGAUGGGUCGCACUGCCUUUCUCAAUGUUGUUCGCCGCAAAGGAACCAUCUCACCACUAGGGGGUGAUAGUGGCAGUUGCAAAAGUCUAGAUGAGAAGCAAAACAUUGAACCACAACAUAUCUUAACAAACAAUAGCAGCUCUCAAUUAGAGAGGUGUAAGCCUGAUGGGGCACCACUUAAAUUGACCUCAGAGGAAGGAGGAAGUGCAGAGGUGGUAGACUUAGCAGAGUACACACGCUCGAUUGAACGAUUGAAUGCAUCGCUGAGCUUCCUGCAGACCGAAAUGCAGCGCCUGGCACAGCAGCAGGAACACAUCAUGCGUCUACGUGAGCAGCAGUCCUGGGUGAUCUCACCUCCGCAAACGCAAACGCAGACUUCAUUACAGAAACACCUGUGUGAGCUGCGCAGCAGUAGUCUUGUGGGCCGUGGAUCUGUGGGGUCACUUUCCCCAAACUUAUCCACAACAGGGUCGCCCCGUACCACUCAGCGCUCACCUGCCCCCAUGAAGAGAAAGUCCGCUUCGUUCCAUGCCAGAACACCCCGUACCCCACGCCCAAGUGAGCUGAAAGUCACCCCUUUUAGUCGGAUGUUAAACACCCCACAGUCAGUGGACAGUCUACCCAGGCUACGCCGGUUCUCCCCUCGCCAGACACAAACUACUUCUUUUGCGUAUCUGGGACAUGAUGAGGGACCUACUGAUGAGAAACAUACAAAUAAAGAGGAAGUAAAUGCACCAUCAGUGGGGUCUAUAGAUAAGCAAACUGACACAGAUGCAGAAAAGAUUUCUGGUGAUGUCCUCUCCAACCAAGUCAAAGAGAUCCAAGAAGAAAAAGAAGAGAAAGAGAAAAAAAAAGAUGAAGAUGUGAAAGAGAAAUCAUCAGAAGAAGCCAGACCCAUCGAGACAACAGCAGUGUUUCAGGUUCAGGCACAGACAGUAAGGGAGCAUUUGGAAGUGAUGGGUUCAGACAGCACAGGGGAGAGGAAAGACCUGAUUGAGGUGCCUCUCUCUGAACUGAAGCCUCUGGAUGAUCACAAGCUGGAAAGUGGGAAAGUGACUGAGGGCAGGGUGGAGAAGAUGUGUUGUGGGUUCUUUUACAGGGAUGAUCAGAAAGGUGAGGAGGACAUUGCACAAAAGAGAGCAGCUCUCCUGGAGAAGAGACUAAGGAGAGAGAAAGAGACGCAGAUGAAAAAACAGUUACAGGAGCAAGAGAUAGAGCAAAAGAAAGAAAUGUCAAGACUGAAAGCAGAAGAGGACCGCCAGAAAAAGGAGGAGGAGAAGGCAAGACGGGAUUACAUCAAAAAUGAGUAUUUGAGGAGGAGGCAGCUCAAACUAAUGGAGGACAUGGACAGUGUCAUUAAACCCCGUCCCCCAAGUAUCAAACAGAAGAAGCCCCGCCCCAAGUCCAUGCACAGAGACAUUGUGGAAUCUCCUAAACUACCUGCUCAGACACAUACAGGGUCACGACCUCGGGGAUACUCUGUCUCCAGUAUAUCACUUGCCUCACUUAACCUGGCAGACAAUGAGAGUGUCCAUACAGACAAGAGGAUGUCCAGGCGCAGCAAAUUUUCUCCAGGCAAUCUGUGUUUCUUUUUGAGCUCAUCAAAAGGGGCAAAGGCCAGACCAGAAAUCACAGAAGGUCAGCUGUCACCCUGUCCAGCAGUAAAUCGGAAUGGGGAGAACUGGGAAAACGAAUCAACAACAUCGUCAGCAGCAUCUAACACAGAAUACACAGGGCCAAAGCUUUACAAGGAGCCCAGUGCCAAGUCUAACAAGUACAUCAUCCAGAAUGCAUUGGCCCAUUGCUGCUUGGCAGGAAAAGUCAACGAGGGACAAAAGAACAAGAUCCUAGAGGAAAUGGAGAAGACAGAGUCUAACAACUUCCUUAUCCUGUUCCGAGAUUCGGGUUGCCAGUUCCGAUCACUCUACACAUACUGCCCAGAGACAGCGGAGAUCAGCAAGUUGACAGGCAUCGGCCCCAAGGCCAUCAUGCCCAAGAUGAUAGAGAACCUGUACAAGUACAGCUCGGAUAAGAAGCAGUUCUGCCACAUCCCAGCCAAGACCAUGUCAGCCAGUGUUGAUGCCAUUACUAUCUACAAUCACCUCUGGCAGACUAAGAAGCAGAGCACACCCAAAAAACUGCUUAAGUAAAGAAGGUGGAACACAAGGCAUCUUGCACUACACACCUCAUUGGAGUUCAAGCUAGGAUUUCAGAGACUUCACAUUAUCACUGUUUAUCUUUUUCUUCUGAGAGUGAAAGGAAUGACAUUUCACUACAUACAUGUUACACUCAACUUGAAUGUAGAUAUUGAGGUUGUGCAGGACUUGUUUGUCAUGUAGCCAACAUCACUUUAAGAUGAACUGAGAGUGAACACAAUAUAGCUUGUUUGCAUGUGACGUGUGUGCGUGCCAAAGCCACAGGUUAAACACCAUUGCUUUUUACUAGUUUUUACAUUUAUUCUUGCUAACACUAAACUUGGCUGAGCGUGUGUAUUGGUGUAUUAUCAUAAAGAGACACAGAGGGAUGUUACAAUUACCGUUUAAAGAUAGUGACAUUUAUGAAGUGUCAUUUUGUUUACUGGAACCUAAGCACCUGAAUCUCUGAAUUCUCUGUCUGAAUUUAUUUAUAUUUUGGUAAUUAUCUUAAAGUUGGUGCAAAAUAGCUUCUACCAGGUAUGAGUAGUGUGUUUGUAUAUAAUGGCCUUUAUUUUGAUCUGACUGUGUAUAUUAUUUGGCUUGUACACAUCAUUGUGAGGCCUUUUGUGAUUUUAUGGAAAUCAGCACGGAUUUUAAGCUGCUAAACCAUAACAUAUCAUUCAUGUAAUGACUGUGUAACGAUCUCUUAAAUGUAACAUUCUCAGUUCAUGUAAUAUGUUCAGGUAAAAACAUACUGGUAACAUUUCUUUUAAGACAGCUUGAGUACUUUAUGUUGACAAGUUACUAGUAAAAUCAAAAUAAUUACAGAAUAUAGUAUGAUCACGCGUCCAUACCAAUGCUGCCGAUAUAGAUAUAAGUUUAAGCAAGUCUAAAUAACUUAAGUAUGAAGUGCUUUCCCAAGAGCUGUUGCAUUUUUACAAGCUUUGUAUCAAGCAUUGCUUUUUUUUCUAUCUUCAGGUUCAAAAGAUCUGAACAAUGUAUUUAUUUUUCUCUAGCAGAAGAAAUCAUCCAUCAAAUUUAUCAGAGCUGUACAUAUUAUAGUUUUGCAUAUUAAGCAUAUUUUUAAAGCCAUUGGAUAUUACUGAUAUUUUUCAUAUUAACUAGGAAGUGCUUUAACUUUGAAAGGUAUUAUGGGUUAUUGUUGCCAAGGAGCAAAGCCACAGUUUAUCUAUGAGUGUUUCUCAAUACAUGAUUGCAUUGACUUGUAUUUCUGGGAAGAAUCUUUUUGCCAAUUCCAAACAAGCUUGCACUGACACGGAGAACAAAACCACUUCACUAUGCGUAGAAGGUGCUUGAUGCUUAAUGUUAACAGCUUCUAGUGAGCUAUUGGUUGUUUAACUGGGUACUUGAAUACCCAGUUCCCUACCAAGUUGAAAGUUGCAUCUUUAUAUUGCAUUGAAAUUCUUUCUUUAUAUUAAAUUAAUCCUCAAUAUUUGGGGGGGACUCUGCUAUUAUAGCUGUUAAGUAUUUUUAAUGUUCUCAUACUUAAAUUCUUAUUGGAAAAGUUGUUUGCAUUUAAGUUAAACCACGGCAGUGGAUGAAGUCAAAUAAGGAUGCAUAUUGAGAAAGACACUUUAACAGCAUGAAAAACCUAUAUUCUACUAUUCUAAAUACUAUUUUAGAUAGAAUGUCGGCUCUGGUCUGUACCUAUUGUGGAAUAUUAUUUUGAUACACAGUUUAGUAUAGUUUCAGUCAUUGUCUAUGUAACAGCUGAAUAUUCACUUUUCCUGUUCCUUCAUUCCUCACUGUUGUGCGUGUACUUAUUGUCUGUGUUUUCUGUUUGUGUUCUCUAUUGGAACGCCAAUAAUCCUGUAUCGCUGCACAAUACAGAUUUUCAUCCAAAUAUUA
Messenger RNA from Hemibagrus wyckioides, 6910 nucleotides. It is a transcript of the gene camsap2b, whose product is annotated as calmodulin regulated spectrin-associated protein family, member 2b. The record is from RefSeq and is a predicted model, not a curated record. Lineage: Eukaryota; Metazoa; Chordata; Actinopteri; Siluriformes; Bagridae. The transcript has 18 exons. Gene Ontology annotation, biological process: cytoplasmic microtubule organization; negative regulation of microtubule depolymerization; neuron projection development. The coding region runs from base 1088 to 5056 and encodes 1322 amino acids. Gene Ontology annotation, molecular function: spectrin binding; calmodulin binding; microtubule minus-end binding. Gene Ontology annotation, cellular component: microtubule minus-end.